Messenger RNA from Prorocentrum cordatum, 714 nucleotides. Lineage: Eukaryota; Dinophyceae; Prorocentrales; Prorocentraceae. The record is from the annotation of a GenBank genome assembly.
CCUCGCGAGUCAGCCGACGUGGGGCGCGCGCCCGCACGGCCGAUGUGGGGAGCGCCGGCGCCCGAGCCCCAGAGGGGUGCGCAGGUGCCGACGCCGACCUUCGAGACCGCACAACCCCCGGGCUCGCUGCCGCCGCUCAUCGCGGACAGCCCGUUCGAGACCCCCCGCUCCUCGAAGCUGUCGGCCGCGACCAGCCAGGGGCGCCCUCCGGCGUCCAAUCCGCGCGAGCCUUCCCGCGUGCCGGCGAGCGGCGCCCGCGCCGACGGCGGCGGCCCCCGAGGCGGCCACGCUCGGAACGGAUCCUUGCUCGGCGGCGCGUGCUUCCGCGACAAGCUCGAGGCGCUUUCCGCGACGCACGACCUGGAGGUGGCAGGCUUGAGGGACGAGGUGUCGGGCCUGCAGGAUCUGAUCGUGCAGUACAGGUCGCUCCUGGAGAAGGUCCCGUACACCGCAGGCGACGGGCCCGCCGGGUCCGACCCGAUCCACGAGAUGGCGGGCGAGAUGCUCAGCGGAUGCUUUGGGAAAGAUGCGCCCAUUGGCGCAUCGAGGACGUCACAGGUGGAGCACGCAGCGCCGAGGUCAGCGUCUUCGGAGCACGCUUCGGCCGAGCCUGUUCGAACCCGCUUCAUGACCGAGCGGCAGCAGGACACCUCUGCGCUGCAGGUGACCAUCGAGUCGCAGGCUGCUGCGGCAAUGUCGCCUGCAGCUGGUUAA